GCAUAUAUUUUAUUUAGUAAAAAAGCUGCGCAACGACACCGACACAAUUGUCAGUAGACGUGUAAAGCCAGUUUUAUAUUAGUUGCAAGCUGAUCGCAGGUUGCGACAGCCAAUAUGAAGUGUUGAUUUCAAAAUGCAAGUUUCAAAUUGGUUGUCGCAACAAAUUUGCGAUCGACUUGCAACUAAUGUAGAACUGGCUUAAAACAGUUGCGGAAUUGCGUCCCUGGGCCCCUAUUCUUAAAAAGUAUCGCAAAAUUAGGGAAAUACUAUAGUAUGCGUUACAUAUAUUAUAGCAUUUCUUUAAUUUUUGUAUGUGAUACUUUUCAAGAAUAGGGGCCCAGUUAUUCGUGGUCUUCUCGAUCGCCAUCAUAAUUUUAAGUUUCCUUUCUUAUAUUCUAUUCUUUCCAUGCACUGAGGGAACUACAUAACCUCUCUUGACUUAUUCAGACUUAUUUGUCAAUGUAAAAGUGAGAGAAAGUAAAAAUCAUCUAUAAUUUUAUUAAAAAGAUUGGGAACAUUAUAUAAUCGACUAUGUUACAAUACUAGAAUAAUAUUCAGGCAUUGUAUAACUCAAAUCGAAGUUGACGACUUUCCUUAGUAGUCGUGGGAAUUACUUUAAAAAGAAGGAAGAAAUUUUGUCAUAAUUAUUGUUGUUUUCUAAUGUUGAAUUAAAACAUUGAGUUAAAGUGUAUAAGCAAACAAUAAAAUUAAUAUCAACAUACACAAUGUCCAUAUUUACGAGGCGAAUACUUUCAUCUAUAGUUUCAAGAGAAUGGCAAUUUUUGCGAUCUGUCAUCUGUGACACACAUCUUCGACAAUGUCAACUAUCGACUCAGUCUCAACCGAGCUUAGAAUCUGAUCUGUCCAAUGUUCCUGAAAGUUCAGAAGUCACAUUGGAUCCACUGACACACCCAGAUUUCUUCCAAGUGCACAAACUAUUUACCGUAAAGGAUCUAUAUGACGCGAGAGUGCAUUAUGGUCACAAAGAGACCUCCCUCAAUGAACAUAUGGAGACAUUCAUAUUCGGCUCUAGACUGGGGCAUUUAAUAAUCGAUUUAGAUCAAACCGCUGAGUUGUUGAGACAAGCGUUGAACUUCACCGCUCAUAUCGCCUUUCGAGGCGGCAUAAUUCUGUUUAUUUCGCGCAAUCCCCAGGUCAUGCAUUUAGUGGACAAAACGGCCAAGGAAUGUAAGGAGUUUUCACAGACGAGAUUUUGGCGACAAGGGCUGUUCCCGAAUUCGAGGAAUCAGUUCAAGGCGACGACACGGUUGCCGGACCUGUGUAUCUUUCUCAGUACUCUGGACACAGUUAUGGCUGAGCACGUAGCAGUGAGACACACAGCUAAGAUGUGCAUACCCAGUGUUGGCAUAGUCGACACGAACUGCAAUCCAAAUCUUAUAACGUAUCCAGUGCCUGGAAACGACGAUUCUCUGUGCGCUAUUCAACUUUAUUGCUCGUUAUUCAAAGAAGCUAUCAUGAGAGGGAAACGGGCGAGAGAACAGAUGAUACAAAAUGCAGAAUCGACAUAAAUCUGAUAAAUGGUAAAACAAAUGUAUGUAGAUGUACAUGUAAAAAAAUAUAACAAAGUUGUCAAAGUA
Molecule: messenger RNA, 1598 nt
Organism: Acromyrmex echinatior (Panamanian leafcutter ant)
Lineage: Eukaryota; Metazoa; Arthropoda; Insecta; Hymenoptera; Formicidae
Gene: mRpS2
Product: mitochondrial ribosomal protein S2
Biological process (GO): translation
Cellular component (GO): ribosome; mitochondrial small ribosomal subunit
Molecular function (GO): structural constituent of ribosome
Source: RefSeq, a predicted model, not a curated record